AUUGUGCCAUCUGUCUGUUUGUCAAAAACACGUACAAAUGUGAAGAAAUGACCAGAGGAUCCUCCAAACAUCAGCAAACCCACUGAUUACCAAGCAGAAACAGUCAGCUGACAGAAGGAGCUUCCCCUCCUUAUAUAAUGGUUCCUAUACAGAAGAAGAAGAGUCUAUUGCACCUCAGCUGACACCUCUGUGACACAUUCAGUGGAGUGCUGUUGCUGUCAUUCCCACUGGAAGGCCACCGUGAACUGUACUAUCUGAGCCCCAGCAGAGGGAAAGUCGUCCUGUGCAGCAGGAGUGGGAGUGUCAGCAACAGGAAACACAGAGACAGGAGGCUCUGAAUGUUUUACAGGUUUAACUCGCUGAGCAUGGCUUCAGUCAAGUAUUCACCUUGCAGGCUAGAUGAGAGCUCUCAGGAAAUGAGGAGUUACUCUGAAGUGAAGCAGAGCAGCUAUUCCAAAUGACUGGACCUCUGUGGUUCUGCGUUCUGCAGAGCUAUGAAGUGAGAACAUGCUGAGAGUGUGAAACAGCAGCAUCCAGGAGGGCAAGUACAACUCCCUAAAAUGUGAUGGAUCCUUCCCUAAGAAGAAAUGGAAUACUGCAGAGACAAGAUGCAUCCGACACUGACCUCCCUAUGCCUCUUACUGAGGAUCCACUUUCAAAGCAUGAUUAUGAGGACAUUGAUGUUUGUCCUGAGGAUGAUGAAGCACAAUUGUAUGAACUCAGCCGGAGUGCAUCCCAACCCGAACCCCCAGGUCCUCUCUUGGUGGACAGAGGAGCAGGUUCGGGUAAUACAGUCCAAAAGAGCAAAAAAGAGCCUCCACCGGUACCCAAACGCCCCCCUGCACUCAGAACCAGACUUCCCAGUGCAUGUUUGGCAGUUACACAACAUGCUCCCCCUCCUGUGCCCCCCAGGACACGACUGCCCAUCAGCAGCAACAAAAAGCAGUUUUCCUUUGACCUGUCCGAGCCUGUUCAUAAACUGAACCGUUCAAGGACAGAAGUAGAGAAUCAGGACCCAUGGGCCAUCGGUCUCAUCGACACUCCAGAGGGCAGCACCAAGAGUCUGGCUUCAUUUUGCACUGCGACUUCCAACCUGCUGUCCCGGUACAAUCACACAGACAGUGUUCAUAACCCUGGUGUGGUAUGGGCUCGUGUUUUACACAUCCACCCUGCUCUGCUGCUGCAGGUGAAGGUAAACGUCAGUGUGGCCAGAGACUGGGACAAUCACCAGCUCCCAUUCCCCACCUCAGUGAACAGGACAGUGAGGACUCUGAUUGAUGAGGUCUUCCAGCUGUUGGACAUCACUCCCAGCAGGAGUGAGAACUAUGUUUUAAAACUGUGCGACUCUGAUGAGUACCUCCAAAAUGAGGAACUGCUGGGUAUGCAUGAGAUUAUCCAGAAGUCCUGCAAGCUUGAACUUGAAGUCUCUCUCCGGCUUCUCCAUGUGAACAACCUCAGACACUGCCUGCCCAGGGAUGAGGACGAUGACAGAACCUCAUGUCAACUGUACCCACUCCUACGUCCCGCCUGUGUGCACAACACCUGCAAGUUGAGCCUGCAGGAUGUUCUCGGCAGCUACAACAGAGAGGCGACAGAGCUACUGAGAAGUAAGACUGGGAUGAACGCUAAUGUGCUCGCUGGCUGUGUUCGCACCAUCAGCAAUCUCCUGUGUGGGCUUUCAUGUCCCGAAUUAGAGGACGCAAUUGGGAGACUAAACAGAAUCAAUCCCAUACCUCUGAGUCAUGAUGAAAUGACUGAGUGUGAAACUGCAAUGAUCAUGCUCCACCAGUCGCUGCUAAAAGUCCUUCAGAUCUUUUUCGACAACUUCCAGUCAGACUUCAGAUGUCAGAGGGUAACCAGCAACCCAAAAACCCUCGACGUUCAGUUCAGCACUGAUAUCUUCCAAUUCAGUAUUGCUGCUCUCUACCAACUGCACCUCUCAUGGAUGGCCAAUUAUGAGUUCUUCUCCGUCUCCUGUGAGUUGACGUACGGAGGAACAAAGGUCUGUGACACUGGCAAUUCUGAAAAUAUCAGCACCGCCUUGUCGAUCGGAAACAAGAUCAAGUGCAAUCGCAUGAUGGUUUUUCCUGUCCCAGUGAAUCAGCUCCCAUAUGAAUGCAUGUUGACGUUUAGACUCAAGGGCUCAAAGCGAGGCAAAACCCCAGAGCUUUUAGGCUGGGCUGCGCUACCUCUUUACAAAGACAGGAGUCUGGUUAUGGGGACCGUUCUGCUCAGCUUGUCCCUGCUGGCUGAGCUUCCUUCUCCUCCGUCUCCUGCCCUCUUUGACGGCCACAGACAAGCAACCGGUGUCAUAAUGCAGCUUGAGUUUGAAGAUCAGACAGAGUGGAGGUAUCAGAGGCCCAUCGCACUCCCUGGCUCAGCCAUUUUUACUCAACCCUGUGAGGAGUUGCAAAAAAAAAUGCUGGAUGUUUCUAAGAAACACUGCCUCUGCUUUCUUACACCAAAUGAGAAGUCUUUCCUCUGGACGAAGCGUUACUGUAGUGACAAAGCCAGCACUUUCCUCCACCUGCUGCUGGGUGGAGCCCCCCAAUGGCAGCCAGAAGACUUGACAGAAAUCUACACGAUUGUGGAAAACUGGCCCAUCCAUCAACCUGAAGAGGCCCUCUUCCUGCUCAGUAACAGUUUUCAUGAUCAAACUGUGAGGAGAGCAGCGGUUCAGUUCUUUGAGCAGAUACCAGAUGGGGAGCUGGAGCUCUUUCUGCCACAGCUGGUCCAGGCUCUUAAGAGUGAGUGGAAGUUGGAUGGAGCUCUGGUGAUGAUGCUUUUGGAGAGAUCCCUGAAGAGCAUACGGAUCGCCCAGCAGCUCUACUGGCUCCUGGAGGAUGCCCACAAUGACCCAUACUAUCAGAGCUGGUUCAGUAAGGUUCAGGCAGCCCUGCAGCACUGCUGUGGUCGGGCACUGAGACAGGAGCUGGAGCUAGAAACCCGCCUGGUGUCUGUCCUCAUGCAGGUGGCUGAGAAGGUCCGAACUGCUGAAAAGGCUCGACGUAAGAAUAUUUUAAUGAAAGAGAAACUGAAGAUCAAUAACUUCUUCAAAGAUGGGAUCAGCUGCUGUCUACCUCUGGAUCCCGCUGUACAUAUUAAAGCAUUGGACGUGGAUGCCUGCAGGUUUUACAACUCAAAUGCUGCUCCUCUGGGGAUCUUCAUCUGCUCUGAUCCUCUGGCGAAGAAUGUCAGUGUCAUCUGCAAGACGGGAGACAACCUGCAGCAGGACAUGCUGGUUCUUCAGAUCGUCCGUGUGAUGGACAGGAUUUGGCUCCAGGAGGGGCUGGACAUGCAAAUGAUCAUCUACAGAUGUCUCUCUACAGGCAGAGCUCAGGGCUUGAUGGAGUUGGUUCCAGAAGCAGUGACACUGGGGAAAAUUCACCAGGAGUGGGGUUUAGGUGGCACCCUGCGAGAGGACACUUUGGAGAAAUGGUUCCACAUGUGGAACAGAACUAAGGAGGACUAUGAAAAGGCUGUGAAUAACUUCCUUCAGUCAUGUGCAGGGUGGUGUGUUGCCACCUUUAUUCUUGGGAUCUGCGACCGCCACAAUGACAACAUCAUGUUGAAACACAGUGGACACAUGUUUCACAUCGACUUUGGCAAGAUUAUGGGCAACGCACAGAAGUUUGGAAGUUUUAAAAGAGACCGAUCCCCAUUCAUCUUCACAUCUGAGAUGCAGCACUUCAUCACAGGUGGGGGACAGAAGCCUCAACGCCUGCAUCGCUUUGUGGAGGUUUGCUGUGAAGCUUACAACAUCAUCAGAAGGCGCUCUGCCCUGAUACUCAGCCUGCUGGAGCUGAUGCUAUGUGCAGGAAUGCCAGAGCUGAAAGACUCCAAUGACCUGCAGUACGUCCAGAACAACCUGAGACCUCAUGACACCGACCUGGAAGCCACAUCCUACUUUACAAAGAAGAUAAAGGAAAGCAUGGGGUGUGUUGCAGUCAAGUUUAACUUCCUGACACAUGCUAUGGCUCAAGGGAAGAAACCAGAACCACAUACCCGGGAUGGCAACCCGGCUCCCAGCACCAACAUCCAAGAAGCAGUCAUACAGGGAUACUCCAGCAAGACAAAAGAUGUGAUCUAUGACCUGAGAGUAACCAUCCAUGACGGUUAUCUGAACAGAGAAAAGACUUAUGGGCAGUUUGAGCUGAUCCAUAAACAGCUGCAGAAAUACUUCAUCGAAUCUAUGCUGCCUCAGUUUCCAAGCUGGUAUCAGAUGUCAUUCACCCCGUCCAGGAGGAUGUCUCUGCUGAAUAAAUACCUAAAACAGCUUUUUGAAGGACCCUGCAAGGGAAAUGAAUAUGUGUGCAGCUUGUUCCUGGACGGCCCCAGUAUCAUGCAAGACGCAGUAGUGACAGGAGCCUGUCCUCAGAUCCAACUCUACAUUUCUUACUCUGACUGUAAGCUCGCAGUUUUGGUAAAGCACCUGAAAAACAUUAAACUUGCAAACGGCUCUAACCCUGACGCCUACGUGGUCACACACCUGAGACCAGACCCUCAGCAGCGCUCUAAGAAGAAGACUAAAGUGGUCCGCAAUAAUGACAACCCGACCUUCAAUGAACUGCUGGAGUACAGUAAUGUCCCCAUGCUGUAUGGGAUGGUACUGGAAGUAACCGUGAAAAGCAAGAAGAAUUUUGUGGCUGCAACCAACAUAAGGCUGGAGAAGGAAAGGCUUGACAAGGAAAUCUGGUUUCCCCUUGGAAACUGCGCAAUCUAACCUCAGAGAGGUGCACUUAAUGCCCCCUGCCAGCAGAGGGGGCAAAGACUCUGAGUACAGAAAUGACCAAAGCUCUCUCAGACUGGGAGAGAGAGAGAGAGAGAGAGAAGGAACUGUGUACUGAACAUAUGAACAUAUUUAUAAGAUGAAACUUCACCUCAGUUCAGACCUUAAGAUGCUGGCAGUGGAUGAAGAGUGUGGAUGAUGUUAGACUUCUUACUGCGUGAGCUUCUUGUAACUUAUGUGCCUGCUUUUAAAUAUUGAUCAAAUGAAAAACAUUUGUCGAUUUGAUUUUUAACCUUGAUGAUGGAUGAAGGAAAAACAAUAACUUUUGUUAGCAUAUUUGCACUUCAUUUUUUACUUCAAACUCUGUGUUCUUCACUGUGAGUCUAAACAGUCCCUGUAAAUGUGUUUGUGUGAGACUAUACGUAGAUGUGAGAGAUCAAACACAAGACGGUGUUUUGCUGCUAAAAGCUGAACAUCUCAUACCUGCCUAGACCCAGCAUGUUUGUUCCUUUGGGCUGUGUCGCCCUUGACCAGUGAAAUCAGAGCAGGGAGACAGGAGGAGGAGGGUGAGUCGGGGGGAGAGGGUUGAGGUGAGUGUGUGAGCGGGAUGACAACUCUGCCUCUCUGGCCUGAGGGACUGAGUUAACACUCUCCCUCUCGCUCCAUCUUUUUGUCUUCUCCAUCAGUGGCUCUCAAGCACAGUUAUGCACAUGCAUGCACACACAGGCGGAGGCAGACACUCACCUGUCCACACAAAAUACACCUGAAAAAUUCACCUCCACACACACACUGACGCACACUCACACACAGCCUCUUUCCAGGACUAAGGCUGGUCUUCAUGUUAUCUUAAUGCCGUCCUCGUCCUGACAGGCCCGCUGACCUGUACUCUCAUCCGCCUCAUUGACAGGAUUUAGUGAGGAUAAAUUUAGACUGCCCUGCACUGGAUUCGGUUCAAUUAUGUAUACCUCUUUGAAUGCUAUUUACAUUAUACCCUGCUGAGGCUCUCACAGGGAGACAGGCUUGGAAGGAAACACUGGCUGCUACUCGUUCCUAGUACUACUCAUGGACUAUUUAUGUAUCCUGGCAUCACUCACCAGCUCCAGAUCUAAGAGAAGGAUUACAUCUAUUGUUUUUAGAUGAAUGAUGAUUAAUCUAAUAACACUAUGUGAUGUGCUUGGAUAAUAUCAACUCUCCCGCAACAAUCACACUUGCAUCUAUUAUUAAUUCUAUUAUAAGAGCCUAAUAUCCUACUCCUGGGAUUGCUCCAUUUCUUUAUUUUCUCUUCAUCUUUUCAGCCCUGUUGGAACCCGUUGGUCUUUUCCUCUGCAGCACAGGGGAGAAAAAGCAUGUGUAUUUCCUGACAAUAAAAGUAGUAUUUAUACAUAA
This is a messenger RNA of Notolabrus celidotus (New Zealand spotty), 6115 nucleotides long. RefSeq names its product phosphatidylinositol-4-phosphate 3-kinase catalytic subunit type 2 gamma (gene pik3c2g). The record is from RefSeq and is a predicted model, not a curated record. Gene Ontology annotation, biological process: phosphatidylinositol-3-phosphate biosynthetic process; phosphatidylinositol 3-kinase/protein kinase B signal transduction; phosphatidylinositol-mediated signaling. NCBI's taxonomy places the organism in Eukaryota, Metazoa, Chordata, Actinopteri, Labriformes, Labridae. Gene Ontology annotation, molecular function: 1-phosphatidylinositol-4-phosphate 3-kinase activity; 1-phosphatidylinositol-3-kinase activity; phosphatidylinositol binding. Gene Ontology annotation, cellular component: phosphatidylinositol 3-kinase complex; plasma membrane; cytoplasm.